CUAAGAUCCCAGCAUUCCCUUCGUACCGCCGCUAAGAUGGCGGCGCCCAUCUUUCGGUGCUUUUCCCGUGGCCAGGGGCUAGGUACCCCAGGCCUGUCAGGAGUCUUACUCUUGGGGCUGCGUGAGGCCCACUCGGGCGCUCAGGGGUUGCUGGCGAUGCAGAAGGCUCGGGGUCUGUUCAAGGAGUUCUUCCCUGAGAGGGGUACGAAGACAGAGCUCCCAGAGCUCUUCGACCGUGGCACGGCGGGCAAUUUUCCCCAGACCAUCUACUGCGGCUUUGACCCCACGGCCGACUCGCUUCAUGUGGGGCAUCUGCUGGCGCUUUUGGGCCUGUUUCACUUCCAGCGAGCGGGCCACAACGUGAUCGCCCUGGUGGGAGGCGCCACGGCGCGCCUGGGAGACCCAAGCGGCCGUACCAAGGAGCGGGAGGCGCUGGAAGCAGAGCGCGUGCAAAGCAACGCGCGCGCCCUGCGCCAAGGGCUCAAAGCCCUGGCGGCUAAUCACCAGCAGCUCUUCGCUAAUGGGCGGACCUGGGGCAAUUUCACCGUGCUGGACAACUCGGCGUGGUACCAGAAGCAGGACCUGGUGGACUUCCUAGCGGCAGUGGGCGGCCAUUUCCGCAUGGGCACGCUGCUAAGCCGGCUGAGCGUGCAGACUCGGCUCAAGAGCCCCGAAGGCAUGAGUUUGGCAGAGUUUCUAUACCAGGUGCUCCAGGCCUAUGAUUUCUACUACCUGUUCCAGCAUUAUAGAUGCCGGGUCCAGCUGGGUGGAUCUGAUCAGCUGGGCAAUAUCAUGUCCGGAUACGAGUUCAUCCACAAGUUGACUGGAGAAGAUGUAUUUGGAAUCUCUGUUCCUCUAAUUACAAGUACAACUGGAGCGAAACUGGGAAAGUCUGCUGGCAAUGCUGUGUGGCUAAACAGAGAUAAGACAUCUCCUUUUGAAUUGUAUCAAUUUUUUGUCAGGCAGCAAGAUGAUUUGGUAGAAAGGUACCUGAAGCUCUUCACUUUUCUGCCCCUUCCAGAGAUUGACCACAUAAUGCAGCUGCAUGUCAAAGAGCCAGAAAAGCGGGCUCCUCAGAAACGACUUGCUACAGAAGUAACAAAGCUUGUUCACGGACAAGAAGGGUUGGACUCUGCUAAAAGGUGUACACAAGCCCUUUAUCAUAGCAGCAUAGAGGCACUGGAGGUCAUGUCUGAUCAAGAGUUAAAAGAAUUAUUUAAAGAAGCUUCAUUUUCUGAAUUAGUUCUUGACCCUGGAACAAGUGUCCUAGAUACCUGCCGCAAAGCAAAUGCCAUUCCAGGUGGCCCCCGAGGGUAUCGGAUGAUAACAGAAGGUGGAGUCAGUAUAAAUCACAGACAAGUAACAAAUCCUGAGAGUGUUUUAGUUGUUGGACAACAUAUUCUUAAGAAUGGACUUUCGUUACUUAAAAUAGGAAAAAGGAACUUCUACAUUAUAAAAUGGCUUCAGCUAUGAUGAAAACUCCUUCCAGUGGUUCAAACUUAUCCAUCAUUCAUUCUCAAGAUGUACGAAUUUAUACCUUCACUUACGCAACUCAAAGAUAAAGAAUGCAGUGUACUCUAGGCCUCACAGUGUGAGUAAUUUCAUUAUUUAUAUAGGUUGGUUCAGUUUGUGUAAUAGUGGGAUAUUUUAUUUCCUGAUCCUUAAACAUUAAGGACUACCACAGAAAAGCAUGAUUUCUAGGGUUAAUCUCUUUUAAUAAUUAUGCUUCAUGAAAAACUAAAUGCUGUCUUUCCUAUCCUGUCCUUGCUGUUUUUAAGAUGAGGAGGAACAAUGAAAAAGAGGUAGUAUAAGUAAUUGUGGAUACUUUUAUAUCAGGUGUGUAUCUCAUUAGAGGUUUUUUGUUGUUUAGGAAGCAAAUACAGCUCUCCAUAAAAAGGGAGAAAAGUUAGAGGAAGCCAUAGCUGGCAUUAGAAAUUACAGUAGAAAUAGUUUCUUUUCAAGGAAAAGAAAA
Messenger RNA from Balaenoptera musculus (blue whale), 1972 nucleotides. It is a transcript of the gene YARS2, whose product is annotated as tyrosyl-tRNA synthetase 2. The record is from RefSeq and is a predicted model, not a curated record. Gene Ontology annotation, molecular function: RNA binding; ATP binding; tyrosine-tRNA ligase activity. Bases 37 to 1473 code for a protein of 478 amino acids. Gene Ontology annotation, cellular component: mitochondrion; cytosol. Gene Ontology annotation, biological process: tyrosyl-tRNA aminoacylation. The transcript has 5 exons. Lineage: Eukaryota; Metazoa; Chordata; Mammalia; Artiodactyla; Balaenopteridae.